AAGGCUGCAUCUGCAGCCCUUGCCAGAAGAGAAAUCAGGAAAUAACGCAGUAGCUCUUUCUGGGAGCAUGCCCUUGAAAAUGAAGCUUUGCUGCUCCAUAUGAAAGAGAAUUUACUCUCCAGGAAUUCAGGAACCUGAAGCCAGGUUUGGCUGUGGACUCCUCCGAGACCUCGCUGCCCCCGAGGCCCUGCAUGGACGUUGCUGGGAGGUGGCAGCAGGAGAGCACGGGGAGUCUCUGAUGCACUGACGGCAACCAUGUCUGGGAAACGCUGGCCCCCCGGGACGCAGUGCGUCACCAAGCACGACCACACCAAGCCCAAGGCCCGGGAGCUGGCCUUCCGCAAGGGCGACAUGGUCACCAUCAUUGAGGCCGUGGAGGGCAAGGGCUGGUACCGUGCCAGACACAACGAGACGGGGCAGGAGGGGGUGCUGGCCGCCAGCGCGCUGCGGGAGCGCGGUGCCAUCCGCGUCGACCCCAAGCUCAGCCUCAUGCCGUGGUUCCACGGGAAGAUCUCGGGGGUGGAGGCGGUGCAGGAGCUGCAGCCCCCCGAGGACGGGAUGUUCCUGGUGCGUGAGUCUGUCCGGCACCCCGGUGACUACGUGCUGUGCGUGAGCUUCGGCAAGGAGGUGAUCCACUACCGCGUGGUGCACGAGGAGAACACGCUCAGCAUCGACAGCCAGCAGUACUUCUCCAACCUCAUCGACAUGAUCGAGCACUACAUGAAGGAGCAGGGAGCCAUCUGCACCAAGCUGGUGAAGCCCAAACCAAAAACCGGGAUGAAGUCGGCCGAGGAGGAGCUGGCCAAAGCUGGCUGGUUGCUGAACCUGCAGCACCUCACACUGGGAGACCGCAUUGGGCAAGGAGAGUUCGGAGACGUCCUGCAGGGUGAGUAUAUGGGGCAGAAGGUGGCCGUGAAGAACGUCAAGUGCGAUGUGACCGCCCAGGCCUUCCUUGCUGAAACAGCUGCCAUGACGAAGGUCCGGCACAAAAACCUGGUGUGUUUGCUCGGCGUGAUCCUGCACAACGGCCUCUACAUCGUCAUGGAGUUCAUGAGCAAGGGCAACCUGGUGAACUUUCUGCGCACACGGGGCCGGGCACUUGUCCCGACCCAGCAGCUCCUCCUGUUUGCUCUGGACGUGGCUCAGGGCAUGGACUACCUGGAGUCCAAGAAGCUGGUGCACAGGGACCUGGCUGCCCGCAACAUCCUCAUCUCUGAGGAGAACGUGGCCAAAGUGAGCGAUUUCGGCUUGGCCCGGGUCAACCCCAAGGGUGCGGACGCCACUUUACUGCCCGUGAAGUGGACAGCUCCGGAGGCCCUGAAACACAACAAAUUCUCCUCCAAGUCGGAUGUGUGGAGCUACGGGAUCCUCCUGUGGGAAGCCUUCUCCUUUGGACGAGCACCCUACCCCAAGCUGAGCCUGAAGGAGGUGACGGAGCUGCUGGAGCAGGGGUACCGCAUGGACCCCCCGGAGGGCUGCCCACCCACCGUCUACGCCCUGAUGAGGAGCUGCUGGGAGCUGGAGCCAGGCAAGCGGCCGUCCUUCAAGAAACUCACGGAGAAGCUGCAGAAGGAGCUGAAGCACCUGAGGGAUGUUUAAGCCCCAUCUCACUCCUGGGACCUGUGACCAGAAGCCCCCCGGACCCGCCGGGGCUGGGAGUGGCACAGCAAGGGGUGGCCGGGCAGCGGCGUGGCCCGCGGCACCGCUCUCUCGUGGUGGAGAUGGGCAGCAGCUGGGGAGUCUCUCCUCCCCCAGGGCGCCCGAAGGGGAGGCAGCAGCCUCCGUCCAUCCUGGCACAGGUCCUUCUCCCCACCACGCAGCCCAGGGACUAUCCUACUGGGUCAAUCUCCCCUGACCCGCCGGGGUGGGGAGAGCAGCCCCACGGCGGGACCGUGCCACACACGGUGGGUGCUGCACGUGGGGCCCCUUCGAGCCGUCCCUCCCGGUGACAGGGGACAGGAGGGGACACCUCCGCUUGCCGGAGGAUGAAACCCCAGCCCUGACACAGCCCUGCUCCAGCCACCUGGCCCCGUGCGGAGACACUGGACACAGCCAGCUAAACCCCACAGAUUUGGGCUUUUUGAUUAAACCAAAGAAAUUAAUUCAACAGCAUCUUUAAGCCUCUGGGCUGAAAUUAGGCCUAUCCCUCACUUGGGGCCUGGCAAAACAGAAAAUGGCUUAGUGGGGACCCAGGAGCUCCGGCCCUCAGAGCCCACCGUGCACAGCCUAGCCCCUCUCCCCUCUGGGCUUUGCGCAGCUGGGGAUUAUUCUUUUAAUCAGAGUCUGUAUGGGAAUUGCUUGCAUAUAGAUUACAGGAGUGGGGCACGUCCUCCGGCAGCGGGAAGCCCCCGGCCCCGCCACUCCCAAGCAAUCUCGACAUCUCGGUGGAGCCGGGAUUAAUGGGGGCAGGGGGCCACACACGCGCGGUGUGUGUUUGUGUGCGUGCGCCUGCCCGCCGCCUUGUCUUCCUUUGACCCUCGAAUGGGUUUUUUCAGCUAAUCCUCUUGUGUUUCCUCGGCACUGCCUUCUUGCACCUCCAAACCCCCUGUGCCACUGUGGGUGGCUCUGGGUGCCCACAGCACAGGGCUCCCCCCAGAAGGAUCCGGUCUUGCGGGUGCUGCGCUCCAUCGGGGCCCAUGCAAAUGGGGGGGGUCUUUCAGCCCAGUCUGGGGGGCACUGGGGCCCUGUGGCUCCUUCCAUCCCCCUGAUGAGG
Molecule: messenger RNA, 2713 nt
Organism: Athene cunicularia (burrowing owl)
Lineage: Eukaryota; Metazoa; Chordata; Aves; Strigiformes; Strigidae
Gene: MATK
Product: megakaryocyte-associated tyrosine kinase
Exons: 13
Coding region: 256-1599 (447 amino acids)
Biological process (GO): protein phosphorylation
Molecular function (GO): ATP binding; protein tyrosine kinase activity; protein binding
Source: RefSeq, a predicted model, not a curated record